Molecule: messenger RNA, 921 nt
Organism: Rotaria sp. Silwood1
Lineage: Eukaryota; Metazoa; Rotifera; Eurotatoria; Philodinida; Philodinidae
Source: the annotation of a GenBank genome assembly
AUGAUUGAAGGUGAAUUAAAUCAGUAUACUACUUAUAUUGUGAACAAUCAGUUGACUCCCUAUUGUCGACGACCUGAUAAUGAUGAAAAAGAAGCAGAGAUUUCAGUUAUAUUGGAUGACAAUAUAGCAAACAAUAUUACUUUUAAAGAAUUGAGCGAACAAGGUGUAACAAGUGAACAACUUCUUAAUUGGUCAGCACCCAUCGAUCUUGUUGAACGAUAUGAAAGAAAUAAUCGAAGUUCAGAAUUAUUCUAUAACUGUUCAUCACCAUGGUUUGGUUCGAAAUGUCAAUAUCAAUUUGUCUACGAUUCAUCUUUUUCGUUUAAUGAAAUUGUUAGAGAAUCUGCGAACAGUCGUUCGAAUGUCAUGCUCAACAUAAGUGUUACCACAUGUUAUCGCUUUUUACCUGAUUGUCAUCGUGGACCAUGGUCUUUAUGUCUCGACUGGAGGCAAAUAUGUAAUGGUAAAGUUGAUUGUAUGAAUGGCGAAGACGAACAAUGGUGUGAAAAAUUAGAGAUGAAUACAUGUGCUGAUGAUGAAUAUCGAUGUCAUUAUGGUGGUCAAUGUAUUCCGCUGAUAUUUGCACGAGACAGCACCUUAAGUUUUGACUGUCUCGACAGUAGUGAAGAGGUAGAGAACGAUAUCAUGUAUAUGUCGCUGAGAAAUACUCUUUGUCGUUUAUUUAUCACAUUUCGAUGUGAAGAGAGUAUUAAUCGAUAUCCUCGGGCUUUUCCAUGUGGUAAUGGUCAAUUUUUGGAAGCGACCGAAUUGCCAGAUAAUGCGCAUCAGUGUUCCAACGAACGACAUAAACAAGUGACUUUAGCCAUGCUUACUUCGUUCGACCACAUUAAAGAUAUUAAAUGUCAACAAGCAUUUCGUUGUUUACUUCUUUCCAAUCGAAGUUAUGGUAAGUAUGAAUAA